Alternaria postmessia is the source of this 495-nucleotide messenger RNA. RefSeq lists its product as uncharacterized. The record is from RefSeq and is a predicted model, not a curated record. The annotation marks the transcript as partial. The transcript has 2 exons. NCBI's taxonomy places the organism in Eukaryota, Fungi, Ascomycota, Dothideomycetes, Pleosporales, Pleosporaceae.
GUUCCUGGGGAUAUGGUUGGCAAGCUCAACCGGCUGUAUCGCCUUCGGGUCAAGUAUGACACUGCUGUGUCAAAUUCCAACAAUCCCAGGAUCAGUGCUACUGUGCUGGGUGCUGGCGCCAAGCUUGCGCGUUGCCAGCGCCAAUUCAAUCUCGAGCUCGCGACCCGCCGCCGUACCGCUGCCCAUACGGGUACUCCAAUGGGAGUUCCCACCCAGAUUCCCAAGACCAGUGCGGACUUCCUGAGCUUGAUCCUGGUUGAGCAGCGCAGGAUCGCAGGCGCUUUGGAGCAGGUCGUCAAGCACAUGGCACACUCGAAUGGCAUGGCCGGUGAGGGUGAUGAUACCGAUGAUUCUGAUGAUCCGAGCACUCUUGGCGACGGUGAGUCGCAGGCUGGUGGCUCGGGGGGCGCUGGUGGUUCGGAUAGUGGUUCUGGAGGGGGUGAGGAGGAUGAGACUGGUGGUGGUGAGGGUGUUGAGGGUGAUGGUGAUGACUGA